Molecule: messenger RNA, 1242 nt
Organism: Sitodiplosis mosellana (orange wheat blossom midge)
Lineage: Eukaryota; Metazoa; Arthropoda; Insecta; Diptera; Cecidomyiidae
Gene: Prosalpha2
Product: proteasome subunit alpha type-2
Exons: 2
Coding region: 197-901 (234 amino acids)
Biological process (GO): ubiquitin-dependent protein catabolic process
Cellular component (GO): proteasome core complex, alpha-subunit complex; proteasome core complex
Source: RefSeq, a predicted model, not a curated record
ACGUUCUUACAACGAAUGACAUUUGUAGGCUCACAGGCAUUUAUACCAAGUCAUUCUUGUCAUACAACAAUUAUAUGUACAGGAACACCGCUUGUGAGAAUUUUGUUAUUUUUUGCAUAGAACAAUAAAUAAAUUUGAUCGGGGAAAACUUUAAAUUAAAUUUGAGUAGAUUUUUUCAUCAGAAACAUUCAUCAGAAUGGCAUCCGAACGUUAUAGCUUCUCUUUGACUACAUUCAGUCCAUCGGGUAAAUUGGUGCAGAUCGAGUAUGCAUUGGCUGCAGUUUCGGCCGGAGCACCGGCUGUCGGAAUUUUAGCGUCUAAUGGUCUCGUUAUUGCCACCGAACAUAAACACAAAUCCAUUCUGUACGACGAAAGUAGUGUGCACAAGGUAGAAGUCAUUACCGAUCACAUCGGAAUGGUUUAUUCCGGAAUGGGACCAGACUACCGUUUGCUGGUCAAAGAAGCACGUCGUUUGGCUCAAAACUACUAUCUCACUUAUCGUGAACCGAUACCGGUGUCGCAGCUUGUGCAACGUGUUGCAACUUUGAUGCAAGAAUACACGCAAUCCGGUGGCGUACGUCCAUUUGGUGUGUCAUUGUUGAUCGCUGGUUGGGACAUAGAUCGUCCAUACUUGUUCCAGUGUGAUCCGUCGGGCGCUUAUUUUGCAUGGAAAGCAACGGCAAUGGGCAAGAAUGCGAUCAAUGGCAAAACAUUCUUGGAGAAACGUUACAACAAAGAUUUGGAACUCGAUGACGCUAUUCACACGGCUAUUCUAACAUUGAAGGAGGGCUUCGAAGGUCAAAUCACUGCCGAUAAUAUCGAAGUGGGCAUUUGUGAUCAGAGUGGGUUCAAACGACUGGAUUCAUCGACUGUGAAAGACUAUCUCGCAAAUAUUCCAUAAGAGGCCCAUGGCUAGAGAGCCUGGUGACAGCCUUUCAGAGCUACUCUUUUUUUCUUAAUUAAUGGUUCAUUGAUUUGUAUUACUGAAAAAGCGAAAUAAAUAAAUGAAGAAAAAAUUAAAAAACUUUUCGAAAAUGGUCAAAUAAUCUAAUUGUUUGUUUUUAUUGCUACGGUUUUUCAGUUCAUGCAACAAUUACAUUUUCCUACAACAAUGAUGUAUUUGACAAAAAGCAAAAUCUUGAUCAUUUAAAUCGUUCUCCGCUAUGCUACAUGAGUAUUGGGAAAUUGUAUGUUAAACAACGAUAAAAAUGAAUGUUACUUGAAAUCAAAACGCGCGUUUAA